ACUGGUUAGCUGGGGGAAAUCUGCAGCACACCAUGUACGGAACUCCGACUUAGACAAACUUCGUGGCUCGACGGCGUAAAUCGAAAGGAAAAACACGUAGCUUUAAUUAGCCAAUAGCGCGUCUGACCCAAGAAAAUAACAAAAAAUAAACAAAUACAUUAACACGCAAAUCUUAAUCAAUGGCUUUACGUUAUAUUGACUGAAGGGAUAAUCGCGUAUUAGUAAUACAAGUUUUGUCCAAGUGGUUUGCCGUAGCUACUCAGCAGAAAAGCUUCCUCCUCAUACGUCUCUUCUUCAAUUGCCACUUUAGACUUGAAGUGAACUUGCCUUCCCGAGUUGAUUUGGAGUCCUCGACCCAGGACGUCCAUCACCACCCUACAGGGCUAAAACCGAAUUCGUUGAAGGCGUCUCGGUGCACGUUGAAGCUUCUUGGCCUCCCUUAACUUAGCUUCCUAGCCCUGCUAACAAAGAGACGCGUUUGUGAGCAAAAUCGCGAUCAGGUUUUGGGGUUUGGGACUUGCGAGCAGGAGGAACAGCAGAGUCGAAACAGGACAUUCGGAGACCAAAAGUGUGACAACGUCAAGCGCUAGACGCUGUUUGCAAGAUGGAGACCGGAAUUGUGUUCUACAGCGCAGAUGUCAGUGAAAGUCUUGGUCCUGAGCGACAGGAGUCAAAGUUCCUUCAUAUUAAAGCGGAAGUGGAGGAUAAAGAGCCUUCCCACGUUCAAAAAGAAGUGGAGUUGGAGCCACCCCACGUCAAAGAGGAGCCAGCGCUCUCCCACAUCAAACAAGAAGAGGAAGAAAAGGAGGAUACUACCAUGUUUCCAUUCACUGGUGUCCAUUUGAAGAGUGAAGAUGAUGGUCAAAGUGGGAAAAACAGAGAGGUGGAGCUUCCCAGCAGCAGGUCAAGUCAACACAUGACAACAGGAAGUGACAGAGACCACCAAGCAGGUGGCCUCUUUGCUCCACUGUCAGAUAGUGAUGACACGUCACACUUGUCUGACAAUCACGAUGUUCAUGAGAAUGAAAGAGAGUCUGCAGGUGAUAUGACGUGUCACACUGACAACAAAUGCUGGAAAUGUUUUCAGUGUGGAAAAACGUUUGCUUAUAAGAGCCGUUUGAAGCGACACAUGAGAAUCCACACUGGGGAAAAACCUUUUGCCUGCACAAUUUGCGGGAAAAGAAUCUCUUCAAAGCAACAUUUAGAAUCUCACACAAGAAUACACACGGGUGAGAAACCAUUUGUCUGCUCAGUUUGUGGGCAAAGGUUCUCUGAUAAGGGAAACUUGAAAUAUCACACAAAAACGCACACUGGAGAGAAAGCAUUUGCCUGCUCACAUUGCGGAAAAAGAUUUUCUCAUAAAGGGCAUUUGACAAUUCACACAAGAACCCACACUGGAGAGAAACCCUUUUCCUGCACAGUAUGUGAUCAGAGAUUUUCUGAGAAGGGAACUUUAAAAGGUCAUACAAGAACACACACUGCUGAGAAACCGUUUUCCUGCUCAAUUUGCAGUCAAAGAUUCUCCGAUAAGGGAAACCUCAGACGACACAUGGUAACCCACACUGGAGUGAAACCUUUUUCCUGCUCAGAUUGUGGCCAAAGAUUCUCUCAGAAGUACAAGGUGAAGACACACAAAUGUGUUGGUGCGAAGAGCAAUCAUCAAUGAGGAAUGGAGCUUAUUAUCUGAACUGGGUUCCUCAGUUUUGGAACCAAAGAGCAUUGUAUUCUAUGUAACUUUUAAAAGGUCUCUGUUGGAGGAUGCUUUUUUUCCUCCCUGUGUUCAUUUAAUUUUGGGUAGUGAGAAUGUUGGUUAUCCAUAUAAAGCCUGGAGAACAGUUUCAAACAUGAACAGUUAGCCUACGUGCAGAGAUGCGCUCAAGGACAAAUCUGGGUACAGAGCAGAGCCCCACUGAUGACAUGAGGAAAUUGCGGAGUCAUGACUAAAUACGGGCAUAACACAUACUUCAUCUCUUGUGGAAGAGAGUUGAGAAUCAGCACUGAUGUUGAAGCACAGCAAAGCAUGUGGUUUCUCCAAUGUUUUGUUUUUUGUGAUGUUCAUGUCUAAAAAAAAAAUCAAAGAAAAAGAAAAUAUUUUUCAAACUCUUCUCAGGUCAUGUUUUGGCAGGUCAAAGACUGUGAACUUCAGGGGGGGUUGGUUUGGUCUCGUGGUGUGAUUUCAAGAUGGCACCUAGCAGUGUGACAGCCUUCGGCACGUUCUACCUGGUACUGUUUACAUUUGUGUGUUUUUUGGUCGUCUCGGGACUCCAGUACACAAGAAAGUACUUGCUAACCCUCAGAUAGUCUUCUCCAGACUUCUUCCGGUACACAAGUUCAGCUGCGAAAAAGGGGCCACUGACUGGCGCUUCCGUCGAUUUAUUGUGCGAACCUACACUCCCUAGCCAAUACAAUGGAUGAACUAAAGUUUCUGAUCAAGACCUGCAAAGACUAGACCUUCUGCUGCCCUGUGCUUCACAGAGACUUGGCUUUGUGGAUGCAUCACCGACAGUACCGUUUAGCUAUCCGGCUUUCAUGUUUUUCGACCGGACCGCAAAGCGGAGCUAGCACGAAAUCGAAAGGCGGUGGAAUUCAUAUCAAUGAGAAAUGGUGCACGAACGUUCCACACCUCAGCACACACUGGAGCCCGCUUAUGGAGUCGUUCUUGACCUGUAAACCGUUUUACUCGCUGCGUGAAUUAGCCUCUUUCAUUCUCGUAGGUGUUUACACUCCACCUCAAGCUAGCAUGAGCGCAGCACUGCUAGUGCUCGCCGAGCAGGUAAACGAGAUUAUCCCUGGAGAUUUUAAUGUAGCUAAACUUAACCAGGCGGCACAGUGGAUCAGCUGGAAAGCGUUGGCCUCACAGUUCUGAGGUCCCGGGUUCAAUCCCGGCCCCGCCUGUGUGGAACUUGCAUGUUCUCCCUGUCCCUGCGUGGGUUUUCUCCGGGCACUCCGGUUUCCUCCCACAUCCUAAAAACAUGCAGCAUUAAUGGGACACUCUAAAUCACCCCAAGUGUAAUUGUGAGUGUGACUUCCUGUUUGUUUCUAUGUGCCUAAUUAGAAGCAGCACAUAAAAUGUCCGAAGGGUAAAUAACACUCUAGACCAGGGUGCUCAAUGUAUCUAUCGGCGAGGCAGUUUUUGGUCGAUCGCAUGACCACAUGCCACAAAAGAAAAGAAAAGAAAAAGACGUCAGCGUAUCAUCCAUUUCGGUGCUUGAUUGACAUUUUGCCAUUUGCCAUUUUGACCAAUCCUGGCCUCUUCUGACAUGUAUCACCGCAUGUGCACGUAAAGGCGGGUUAAAAGUAAAGUUGGUCUCCUAUUUACUGUCUGUCCCUUGCUUUCUCCACAGUAGUCGCGGCAAUGCACCCCCACCCUAUCACCCCUAUUGUCGCGCCGAUAUACUCAGCACCCCACCCCCAAACCCCUCUCGUUUGUAGAUCGCGACAGGCUAGCUGCAAUGUAGAUCUUGGUCACAAAAAAGUGUGGGGACCCCUGCUCUAGACCACUGUCAUACUGAUAUUAAAGAGCAAGUGUAAUCCAUAUAAACAUUCUAAAAUAGAUAUUGAAAUGAAAAAUACAUAGAACAUUAUUCACUUCAAUGUCUACACGAAAAAAUAAAUAUGAAUGGAGAGCGCGUCAUCCAUGCGCAAAGUUGCGGAAGUCUCAUUCGACAUCCAAGUGGUUGCCAUAUUGGCAGGAUAAUUUAAAAUGCAACUACCACGUAAUGCUUGAUUUUUAGUCUAUUAUUAAUGAAUAAAAGGCAGCCGGAACAGACCCGUGCGUUUUUUCACCACACAACAUGAUUUUGACUUUUUGUCAC
Molecule: messenger RNA, 3815 nt
Organism: Syngnathoides biaculeatus (alligator pipefish)
Lineage: Eukaryota; Metazoa; Chordata; Actinopteri; Syngnathiformes; Syngnathidae
Product: gastrula zinc finger protein XlCGF8.2DB-like
Exons: 2
Coding region: 605-1666 (353 amino acids)
Biological process (GO): regulation of transcription by RNA polymerase II
Molecular function (GO): RNA polymerase II cis-regulatory region sequence-specific DNA binding; DNA-binding transcription factor activity
Source: RefSeq, a predicted model, not a curated record